AUGUCGCCACCAGAAAACCGCCUAAGCGAGCAUUCCGUAUUCCACGAUACAAGCACGCCAUCUCCUCACCCCUACCAUGUGUUCGAAGAGGCAGUCUCCAAGUACGGAGCCCGAGAGGCCGUCGUUGCUCUGCAUCAAGAGCCGCAUCUUUACGCCGAUUCCCUGAACAAGGAACCCUCCAAGGGCCCUGGCCUUCGCUGGACGUACAAGUCUUCCCAAGGGCUGCCCACACACACAUCAAUCGCUCGCAACCGUGUUCGACUUCCGCCGGCCGCUUUGGGAAACGGGCCCCGAGAGUCGAGCAGCGAAUUUCAUGCCCAAUAA
Molecule: messenger RNA, 324 nt
Organism: Diaporthe citri
Lineage: Eukaryota; Fungi; Ascomycota; Sordariomycetes; Diaporthales; Diaporthaceae
Exons: 1
Coding region: 1-324 (107 amino acids)
Source: RefSeq, a predicted model, not a curated record